UACGUCGUGCGCCCCGUAGUCGGCGGUCGGCUGGGUGGUAGAGAUGGUGGUGGGACUGUUGCGCUGCAUUUUCGGACCGAAGCUGCGCCGAGUUCACCGUGGCGCUGACGGCUCGGGGGGAUUCUACUAUCAACCGAAGAUCCUGGAGAGGCAUUCCGACAGCAUCCUGGGAUGGGCAUACGUCCUCUGGUCCGUCUCCUACUACACGUCCCCUUUGUUGCUGCUGUACUGCUACAGAAAAGGUUAUAUUGUUAUGUCUAAGAUCAUUCCAGCUACUCCAUAUGCAAGUGCUUUCCUGCUGUUUCUCACGGGUGUGGCCUGUCUUCGAGGUAUGGGCCGAUGGACCAACCCUGAGUACGUGCAGUUCAUCACCAUUCUGGCCGAAACUAAGAGAAACAACACAGAGGAGAACAAGAGGAAGUUGGCCUCCUACAGCUUCGACUUUGAUCACUGGCCGGUCGACUUCUCCUGGAGUGAUGUGAUGACUCAGAAGGGUGGGAACGUGAGGAAGGGCGGCGUUCCCCUCCUGAAGCCAGAACACAAGUACCGAGGAACGAUGGACAGCAUGAUUGAUAAUGUCCUGGGCCUCCCCUGCCAGAUCAUCAGCUACUUGAUUGCUAAAUCGUUUGGCCGCCGGAUGCUGUACCCUGGCUCGGUGUCGCUGCUGCAGAAAGCCAUCAUGCCCAUGUUACUGCAGGGACAGGCUCGACUGAUAGAAGAGCACCAGGGUAAGCGAGCCAAGCUGAUCUCCUGCGACGGGAACCAGAUCGACACCGUGUUUUUGGACCGGAGGGCAACAGGCACAGAGAACGGGAAGAAGCUGGUGAUCUGCUGUGAGGGGAACGCAGGUUUCUAUGAAGUCGGGUGUGUCAGCACUCCACUAGAAGCUGGCUAUUCAGUCCUCGGAUGGAAUCACCCCGGGUUUGCGGGCAGCACGGGCGUGCCUUUCCCCCAGAACGAGGCCAACGCCAUGGAUGUGGUGAUACAAUAUGCAACCCAUCGCCUGAACUUCCGCGUCGAGGACAUCAUCAUGUACGCCUGGUCGAUUGGUGGAUUCACAGCGACCUGGGCCACGAUGAACUACCCGGAGAUCCAUGCCCUCAUCCUGGAUGCUUCCUUCGACGACCUUGUCCCCCUUGCCCUGAAGGUCAUGCCAGAGAGCUGCCGAGGUCUCGUGACUCGAACAGUUCGCGAUUACUUGAACCUCAACAACGCAGAUCAACUGUGCAAAUACCAGGGUCCAGUGGUGCUGAUCCGACGUACCAAGGAUGAAAUCAUCACCACGAUUCCAGAUGAUGUCAUGUCCAAUCGAGGCAACAAUCUCCUGUUGAGGCUCCUCCAUUUCAGGUAUCCCAAGGUGAUGGGAGAGGAGGGAGUUCAGGUGGUGCGAGAGUGGCUGAGUGCUACAAAUACCCUCCAAGAGACUGCUCUCUACAGUCGGUAUGAGUUAGACGACGACUGGUGCACGUCGGUUUUACAGUCCUACAGAUCAGAGCAUGGCGAUGCAUUCCCCUGGACCGUUGGGGAUGACAUGACUUCAGAAGGAAGAAGGCAGCUGGCGAUAUUUCUGGCGCACAAGUACAUGAGGAAUUUUGACGCCACGCACUGCACCCCAUUACCAGCCUCUGAGUUCACAUUGCCCUGGUCUUUGUAGCCGGAGAUCGGCAACGGGCAACAGGCAAGUCUGAGGAGAUCCCAAGGGAGCUGUGCAGACGAGGAGACUUGUGGGAUCCCCCUUGCCUGCUCGCUCCACCCCCCCCCAGGAUGAAGAGAGAUUGGUCGUUCCGUUGUCAGAGAGCUGUCGACCACUGGCGAGGGUGCAGUCUGUCCGUCUCCUCUCGAUUCCUCCUUGUUCCCACUGCGGAUGGGAGGAGACCUCCUGGUUCUCACUCGACGGCCUAGACUCAGCUGCGCAUUGCUCAAGUCACCCGGAAUGUGAUCUGAGGAGUUCUCUCCCACCCCCCCCACCACUGCCUCCACUCCCUUCCACUCCCUUUGUUGUCCUGUCUGUCUCUCUCUUCCCCUCCCCUCCUCCUGGUUUCCUUGUGCCUCUAGCCCAGCAGUAACCGCAGAGAAUGUGCUAAUGGUGGGGUGGGGCUAUGUGAUCAGGCGUCAUCCACUGCCAAUUUCUUCCGAGCACCUCUCUUUCCUCCUUCCCCCACAUCACUUCACACUCGCACUCGCGCGUGCGCACACACACACACUCACACUCUUCUGCCUGGAAACACUCAGCCGGUUGGUCGUUGUCUGUGGGAGAGAAACAAGGCCAUCAGGUUCUGUCUUUAUCGAUACUCCCUGAUCAGUUGUGCCUAUUCCAGCACUCUAUUUCAGAUUCCCAGCAUCUGUAGUGUUUUUGGGGUUUUAAUUUGGAAUGGGGGCACCGCCUUUUGCUGCCUGCCCAGUAACCCCUCUUCCCACCCCCCUGCAAGCAAGACCUGCCCUUCUCUGGCCCCAUGCUUCCCGCUGCCUCUUAGAGAUAGACUCUUUGCCCAUGGCCCAGAUGCUGCUGAUGUGGUCUCUGUGCAUUAGGAAAGUCCUGAGCUAACUAAAAGUCCAUCCUUCCUCUUCACAGCCCUGCACCCGUCCCAGUUCAAAAGAAACCUGGAAGAGAUAGGUUGGGAAGGGGUGUUGGUUGUCUGAUCACUCCCGUCCCGGUCCGAUUCCCCAACGAUCACUUUGUAUCGACUGCUCCACCAUUAGGGCUGCGGGAAGCGGCUUUCCAGCACUGUAGGGUUUUCCCACACCUCCGCGCUAGAGCUCUCCCACUGUUCCUUGUCGGAGUCAAACACAGUUGUUUCAGGAGCCCCCAUAUUGGUGCAGAGUUGCCCAGAGACAGGGCCUUGGUUUGUCCCUCUCAGCUGGGCAAUGUUCAUGGGGAAUAGAAAGUGUUUGCACCCCUGGGCAGGAGGGGAACUUGUUAUUCCUGGUGGGGAGAAGGAUUCUCCACACAUCCACUACACGCUUCAAUGGAUCGGAAACUCAUUCCCCCUCGUAUACUGCUGUGGAUCCUUGGUGCAGUGAGGUCUGUCCCCUCUCGUGUCCCACCUCCCAGGCAUCAGGAUGGGAUGGGGGGGUGGUUCUCCUUGCCUAUCACCUCCCUCGUUCCACUCCUCCUGCCCCCAGUUACCAGUUGGGAAUGAGGGCUGUUUGGGAUCCAAAGCCAAUCAUCUACCAAAUCUUCCACCUUCUCCCAAUGUUUUUUUUAUCUCUGCGGAAGUUUCCUGGAGAUUCCAAGGCAAAUCCUGGAGGAGUGGGGAUUCUCCCACCAGGGGAUGUUUACAAUCAUUGCACUUAGAACCUAUUAACAGUCUUAGCUCUGUGGGCCAGGAGGUGGGGGUGAGGGUCUUCUCCUAUCUCUGGUCCAGAAACCUCCCCUUCCUGAUUUAGGGCAGGCAUCGUGGUUCCCCAGACACCUUGCAUUCUCUUGUCCCACCGGGAAAGAGGGGUGACAGUGACCUCCUUCCUGUCCCCACCCUGCAUAUCCAAGCAAUCCAAGCAUGUACUUCCGUCUGGAUGUCUAGACGUUUACUCACCUCCUCAGGAUGGGACCGGUAGAGAGGACCCUUGAUCUGCCUCCCGCCAGUUCAAGAGCCCUCUUGGGAUCUUCCCUUGUUGCUGUCACAUGACGAGCCACUGUCGGGACGCGGGGCCUCUCAGUGACCGUUGCUGGUGGUGGAACUGUUCAGAGACAGUGGGCCGGCUUUCCCACCUCUCUGGUGAUGAGCACGUUUGCAUGUCAAGUGUUGACUGGACAAGGCUGGGGCAGGGAGUGGUGGCGUUCCAGUCCAUGGCACUGGUCCAGAGUCUCACAGGGUCGGGUUCGGGACUUAACGACCCCAGCCUGCAAGUCCUGCUCAGUGCAGAACAGCGUUCUGAUGCUGACAACAGUCCGGAAACAGCCGAGACUGGAGAGCGGCUGUCAGCCCUGCUCACUGUGUGAGCCUGCUCGAUGCCCCCAUCUGCCUACUCCGAGCGGAGGAGGGGGUGAGGGGAACGGGGCUGUAGGGAGAGAUGAGGCACAUUCCCACCAGCCAGAAGCUGCCCGUAGCCCUGCAACGGGCGGCAAAUCCGUCCCGGAUGCUCCCACGGGGUAUCCGUAAAUCGGGUGUUAACCCGAGGAGUGCCUGUAUUAGAAAUAUAAUUAGACUAUCCUCCUGCUCAGUGCCGCUCUGUCAGAUAAUGGCUGAGGUAACCUUUAAUUGCACUUCUCUGCCUUGUUCCUGUAACCCUUGAAUUCGGGUCCACCUCUCUGGCUUUCUUUCGGGGAGAGGAGCCCAGGGGCUGAGCGUGAUCUUCAGUCAGCUUCUCAAUGCCCUCUGCCACUUGGUCAUAUAUAUGCCCUCUGAUUGAUUUUUCGAGAGGUGGGUGUGUUUGGCAUUGGGUGCCCUUGAGAAUCUGGGCGUACGUCCCUUCGUCGAGGAGCUGCCGUCCUUCAGUUGGGGGUCCCCCCGUAGAGCUAUUGGUCAUGACUCGGGAGCGGAGAAAUGUCCCCAAGCCCGCGAGGGAGGUGUGAUUUACAAAGCGAGCAGCAGGUGGUGCUGUUUCCAAAUCGUGACGCCGCGGGUAGGAGCGCUGCCUGUCACCGGUUCGAUUCUGGGCGCCUCUGCUGUCUGGGUGUGGAGUUGGCAUCUUUCCUUUCUGACCGCGGAGAUCCCCGCCACUCCUGAUAAUGUGUUAAUUGCAACUCAGCAUCUAUGGAAGGGACUUUCAGGCCGACUUUAGACCCUUCAUCAGGACUAGAAGGUGUGUGGAGGAGAUUGAGUACAAGCUGGCAGGUGCUAGGUGAGGGGAAGUGGGUGGAGGAGGGCAAUGAGGAGGAGACAGGUGGAAGAAGUAACGGACUGCAGAUAGGUGAGAACAGUAAACCAUGGCAGAAAGGGAAGGAAAGGGGGAGGUGGGGUUUCCAGCGUUUCGUGUGUUUUUCUCCGGAUUUCCAUCAUUUGCAGAAUCUUUAGAAGAUGAAUUAACCCCCGUGGGUAAAUGAGGUUAAUGGUUUAAUUGAGCACUAGAGCAAUUUAGUCCCGAUGAAAGGUCUCGGCCCGAAACGUUCACUCUGUUCAGCCUUUCCAUUGAUGCUGCCUGAGCGGCUGAGGCGCUCCAGCAUUUUGCGUGUGUCUGCUGCACUGGAGCAAUUUGACAGGAAUGUGGGGAGAACCACCGGGGAUCUGUAACCCACAGGGCUUCCUCAGGCUGCAGUUUGGGAACGCGCUUCUGAAUCUGCGCCCCAACUCCGGUAAACUGUUAGGGCGCGCAUGUCCACCCCAGGUUACGGCAGGUCCCCGUGAACCGGACAGCUCGCCGUCAGCAGCGCAGCCGCGAACCGGCGGAUGUGCCCGCGGCCCUGUCAACCUCCCAAAAUCGCUGCCCCUGCAUUCCUGAACACACCCAUGUCAUCAUUUCAGAUGCACAGCCUGGGCACUCCCCCGAGUAGUUUUCGUUCUGACUGCUUUGUGACCCUACGGCUUUGCCGUAAUAUCUACCGCUUUCUGUGGGGUAGUAGUCCGUCUUUUGAAGGGCUCGUCUGCGAAUUGCAAUAGGUACAUUUAAUGCCAGGGAAAUGUAUAUAAUAUACAUUCUGAAAUUCUUUUUCUUCGCAAACAUUUGCAAAGAAUUUAAGGAUAUUCUUGACCCUCCUCUCAUCAAAUGUACUUUUUUUUAUAUAAAAAUGGUCCGGGUGAUUUUGUUAUCAAUACUGUAAAUUAUGCUAUUUAAUUUUUUUGGAGCUGCUCUCUGCGUGAUUGUCUCUGCAUGUUGGGGCGAGGGGGGAGUGUACAUUCUGGGAUUGUUUUAUAUCAAGUUCACAGUCUGUUUCGUCUCCUGGCAACGCUGAGGAGAAAUAACGUGCAAGGUCGUUUCCUGUUCCCGUCCGACCGAGUGUGUGUUAAAGAGCGCCGCCGGACUCACCGUGUCGUUCUAGUGUUUGAGCUGGGGGAGGGAAGAAAAUAAAAAGUAAUCAUAAUUAAAGAUAUUUACUUGUUCCUUCCACGUACGGCAAAGAUCACAAUGAUUAAAAAUGGUGGUUUAGUGUGUGUGUGUUUGAAUGAUGUCCAUUGUCACGAUUAUUCGUCAUCCUUUUACUUUUCCCACCCAAACUCAUGA
Molecule: messenger RNA, 6099 nt
Organism: Mobula hypostoma (lesser devil ray)
Lineage: Eukaryota; Metazoa; Chordata; Chondrichthyes; Myliobatiformes; Myliobatidae
Gene: abhd16a
Product: abhydrolase domain containing 16A, phospholipase
Exons: 20
Coding region: 44-1654 (536 amino acids)
Biological process (GO): monoacylglycerol catabolic process; phosphatidylserine catabolic process
Cellular component (GO): endomembrane system
Molecular function (GO): glycerophospholipase activity; monoacylglycerol lipase activity
Source: RefSeq, a predicted model, not a curated record